This is a messenger RNA of Moneuplotes crassus, 329 nucleotides long. Lineage: Eukaryota; Ciliophora; Spirotrichea; Euplotida; Euplotidae. The record is from the annotation of a GenBank genome assembly.
UUGUAAAUUGAAAAAUCAGAUUUCCGAAUAAUACAUCAAUCGGGAUGAAAAACUUGAUAAAACUAAUCCUAGUCAAUGAUCCGGCUGCUAGGCUAGAACUUGAUGAAAUAAAAGAUCAUCCCUUCUUUAACAAAGUGGAUUGGUCAAAUGUUGAAAAGUUAAGCCAAACUCCUCCAUAUAUCCCAAAAGAGUUUACAAACCAUGGGCUGAUCAUGGCAAAAUAUAAAGGAGUAAACUUAAAAAUUGAAGAGAGCUUCCCAAAGAUGGAUUUCAGCUCCUUUAAUGAUUAUAAUCUAAUCAGAGUCAAUGAAGAAUUUAAGAAUUUUUAA